GGGCGGGCCGGAAGGAGGCGCGGAUUUGAAGGCAGCGGCGGGAGGUGGGGGGGAACGGUGUGGCGCGCGGCAGGAACCCUGGAGGUUGUGAAACACUGAAAGUCAAGUGGAAUAAGUAGAUGACUGUCAAACCUUUAUUUUGAAUUUAAUACAACAAAGAGGGAAACUGGUAGAAAAUGUCACCUGGGAAAGUUCUGCAGCCUGUACUGAAAAUGAAGGUGGAUGAACUCUUUUUGUGCUGGUUGAGUCAGCCUGCAACUCAGCUGAUACUAAAGGACUGCUUGAGAAGAAUCAAGAAUGAGGAGAAAAUGGAGAUCGGUAGUGGAGAUUCAGGAAAUGGUAAAAAUGAGAGGUUCACUAAUAAAAAUUCCAAUUCCAAGCAAUGCAUAUUAGGAGAUACCAGAUUGCCUUUGAUGUCUUUCAACCCUCCUCAACUUUCUACCACUCUUCCAUUGGCAACUCCAGCCAGCACAAGGAACAUCUCUAAUGUUAGAGCAACACGUCGAUCCUCAGGAACCAGAGUAGUUCAGACAAAGAAGGAAGAAACUUUGCCACCAUCACUUAGUCAAAACAUUCCAACUUUCUAUUUUCCUCGAGGAUGUCCUAAGGAAAAAGUGAAUAUAGAUGCUGUGAUUGCCAAAAUUGAGAGAACUUUCUCUGAGUUUCCAAAUGAGAGGGCAACGUUAGAAGACAUGGGGAAGGUUGCAAAGGCUUGUGAAUGCCCUCUUUACUGGAAAGGUCCUUUGUUUUAUUGUGCUGGAGGUGAACGAACAGGAUAUGUGUCAGUUCAUAAAUUUGUUGCAAUGUGGCGGAAAAUACUUCAGACCUGCUAUGAUGAUGCUGCAAAGUUUGUUCAUCUUCUAAUGAACCCUGGAUGUAACUACUUGGUGCAAGAAGACUUCAUUCCUUUUUUACAAGAUGUGGUGAAUAGUCAUCCUGGCCUAUCAUUUUUAAAAGAAGCAUCUGAAUUUCAUUCUCGGUACAUUACCACAGUUAUACAGAGAAUAUUUUAUACAGUAAAUAGGUCCUGGUCUGGGAAAAUAACUUGUAAUGAGCUCAGGAAAAGCAACUUUUUGCAGAAUGUGGCAUUAUUGGAAGAGGAAGCUGAUAUUAACCAGCUGACAGAGUACUUCUCAUAUGAACAUUUUUAUGUUAUCUAUUGCAAAUUUUGGGAGCUGGAUACAGACCAUGACCUCUAUAUUGAUCGGAAGGAUUUAGCUCGACAUAAUGAUCAUGCAAUAUCAAACAGGAUGAUAGAGAGGAUCUUCUCAGGAGCAGUAACAAGAGGUAGGAAAGCACAAAAAGAUGGAAAAAUUAGCUAUGCUGACUUUGUCUGGUUUUUGAUAUCUGAAGAGGACAAGAAGACACCAACUAGCAUUGAAUACUGGUUUCGUUGCAUGGAUCUUGAUGGAGAUGGUGCUUUGUCUAUGUAUGAACUGGAGUACUUUUAUGAAGAACAGUGCCAAAAAUUAGAUAACAUGGCCAUAGAACCUUUGCCAUUUGAAGACUGUUUAUGCCAGAUGCUGGAUCUUGUGAAGCCACAAUAUGAAGGAAAAAUUACUCUGCAUGAUUUAAAGCGAUGUAAGUUGACAAAUGUGUUUUUUGAUACUUUUUUCAACAUUGAGAAAUACCUUGACCAUGAACAGAAGGAUCAGUUUUCAAUGUUGCGGGAUGGUGAAGGUGAAAGCCAAGAGAUCUCUGACUGGGAGAGGUAUGCUGCUGAGGAGUAUGAUAUCUUGGUAGCAGAAGAGGCAGCAAGUGACCAGUGGAAUGACGGGUGUAGUUUGUUCUGCCUAAUUCAGCAUAAUUUCGCCUUUCUUGAGAGGAACUGGAAGGGUUUCUGUCAAGCGCUGAAGUCUUGCAUGUAUGAAGCAGAACUGAAUCCUGUAGACCAUCAGAAGGCCAACGUCCUAAAGUAUCAAAUGGAAAAAAGACCAUUUUUUGAAAUGCCUUCCCAUCUGGCUGAUGUAGACUUGGAUGAAUACGACUACGAAGAGGACUUUGAGUAGUGGCGCCUUCUGGUCAGCACUUGGGGGAAGAGAAGGGACAGUCUGCAGCAGGUCUGCUACACACCGAUACGUUUCAGUGGGGUUUGUUUCCAGGAAGUCAGCUUAGUUUUGUGCUAAAAAUAUUUAAUCGCUAUACUACCUUUUAAAUAAAAGAAGCGCAUUUGUAUGGAAUGACAAAACUUUUUGUAUUUAUUCAAUAGUCUAUAGUUUGUAAAAUAGAUUAAAAUAUUUAUUUACAGAUGUUGCAUAAUUCCUUUUUGGAAGAAUAACAAUAUUUGACUUUAGAGAAAAGUAAUCUACUGGUGGGUUGUUUGGUUUUUUUAAGAGAACUGUGCAAUUCUCUCUAAGUUGAUGUGUGGUGCACUGACCAUCUCCGUCCCAUACGUGAAGGUGUUGCCAGGUGUUCCUGGCCCAGUAUGGGAGGUAAGGAGACAAUUUAUACCUGGCCUGCGAUGCUUCUAUGCUCAUAGCCAGCCCUAGGGGUUUUUAUGCCUCGGCAAGGACGAGAAUGACGCUGAGCGCGUGAUUCAGCUCCCACUUACAAGUAGAGUUUCAUUUGACAAGCUGAGCGUGUUAGUGCACGAGGGAAAACAAACGCCUGAGACAAGUUGCUUCUCUUCUCUGUGUAGUCCUUGUUUGCCCCGACUUUAAUUUUGCUUGCCCUUUUAAACUUCGGUCUUUUCAUCGUGGUUCAUUAUAAAAUGAUUAUUUAAUAACGAAGUCUGGUUUAGUGUUCAUACUUGAUCCAAAAUGAGUGUGUUAAUUCAUGUAGAAGGAACCAAUUUAAUUUUUUUUUAAAUCCUUUGUAUAAAUGUUACUUGAUCAGUGAUGUGCACUAAUUUGUUGUGGGCAUUCAGUGCUUUUGUGUGUGUCCCCUUCCCCUUCAGUUGUUUGCUAUUGACACAUUCCAUGGAUAUUCAUCAGUGUCACAGCAGCUUGGAAUUGUUGCCUCACUCUUACUGUUAAACAGAUUUUGUUGGAGGUAAAAAAAAUGUACAAAAAGAUGUAAGUUAUUUUUUGGUUGCAGUGUAGAUCUGUUAAAAAGUUUUAAAAUCAUGUUUGUAUUUUCAAAUAAAGAUUUUCAUACAUGUUA
This is a messenger RNA of Chroicocephalus ridibundus (black-headed gull), 3102 nucleotides long. It is a transcript of the gene PPP2R3B, whose product is annotated as protein phosphatase 2 regulatory subunit B''beta. Gene Ontology annotation, molecular function: protein phosphatase regulator activity; calcium ion binding. The transcript is spliced from 15 exons. The record is from RefSeq and is a predicted model, not a curated record. Bases 177 to 2009 code for a protein of 610 amino acids. Gene Ontology annotation, cellular component: protein phosphatase type 2A complex. NCBI's taxonomy places the organism in Eukaryota, Metazoa, Chordata, Aves, Charadriiformes, Laridae. Gene Ontology annotation, biological process: protein dephosphorylation.